Salvia hispanica is the source of this 1458-nucleotide messenger RNA. RefSeq names its product serine/threonine-protein phosphatase PP1-like. NCBI's taxonomy places the organism in Eukaryota, Viridiplantae, Streptophyta, Magnoliopsida, Lamiales, Lamiaceae. The record is from RefSeq and is a predicted model, not a curated record. Gene Ontology annotation, cellular component: nucleus; cytoplasm. Gene Ontology annotation, molecular function: protein serine/threonine phosphatase activity.
CAAAAUUUAAAAUAAUUCAUUGGUUGGAAUCUACCGACUGCCAUCUUCCUGGGAGUGGCGACGCCAUUUUCAACACUAUAAAGAAUUGCUAACAAAACAAUCAAUCCACACACGACCAGGGUUUUGGUUAAACGAAGAAGAAGGGAUGAAUCAGAUGGAUUCAGCGGCUUUGGAUGAUAUAAUCAAUCGAUUGCUUGAGGUCAAAGGGAGGCCUGGGAAGCAAGUGCAGCUGUCGGAGUCGGAGAUGAGAAAGCUCUGUUUCCAUUCCAAAGAGAUUUUCCUCCACCAGCCUAAUCUUCUUGAGCUUGAAGCCCCCAUUAAAAUCUGUGGUGAUAUUCAUGGCCAAUAUUCUGAUCUUCUUAGACUUUUCGAGUAUGGUGGGUCACCCCCUGAAUCAAACUACUUGUUCCUGGGUGAUUAUGUGGAUCGGGGGAAGCAAAGCCUGGAAACAAUCUGCCUCAUGUUUGCUUACAAAAUAAAGUACCCUGAGAAUUUUUUCUUACUGAGGGGCAACCAUGAAUGUGCUUCAGUCAACCGCAUAUAUGGAUUUUACGAUGAAUGCAAGAGACGGUUUAAUGUAAAACUAUGGAAAGUGUUCACAGAUUGCUUCAACUGUCUACCUGUUGCGGCUCUAAUUGAUGGGAAGAUACUGUGUAUGCACGGAGGACUCUCUCCGGAUCUCAAUACUUUGGAUCAAAUCAGAAAUUUACAGCGUCCUGCUGACGUCCCUGAAACUGGUUUGCUAUGCGAUUUGCUGUGGUCUGAUCCUAGCAGAGAUAUCAGAGGGUGGGGGAUUAACGAUAGGGGAGUGUCGUAUACUUUUGGUCACGAGACGGUCAAGGAAUUUCUUGAAAAGCAUGAUCUUGACCUUAUCUGCCGUGCCCACCAGGUGGUCGAAGAUGGAUAUGAGUUCUUUGCUGACAGACAACUUGUGACAAUAUUCUCGGCCCCAAAUUACUGUGGAGAUUUUGACAAUGCUGGUGCGAUAAUGAGCGUGGAUGAGUCUUUGAUGUGCUCGUUUCAGAUUUUAAGGCCUGCAGAAAAGAAGGCCAAAUUUGGAUUUGGGAGCACUACUACAGCUAAGCUGGGAACUCCUCUAAUGAAAACAAAGUCAUUUCUUGGUGCUAAAAUAGGAUGACCUUAACCAACUUUGGGGGAUCAAGAAUACUCUGAUCGACGACAAUAAUGAUCACAGACGUCGCUGAACUGUUGAGGGAAACAAGUCAAUGUUGCAUAUAAAAGAUCUCUUCCGUGGAGAAACUGUGAAAAAUUGUAAUAGCUUCGACUAAUGUGUGAUAUCCACCAAAGACUUUCUGAACUCGUGGAUGCUUUCAAUCAGUAAUGCAAAGGUAAAUCAUUUUGUUUGGUCCUUUACAUUGAAGAUUUCCUUAGUCUGUAUAUUGUGUAUAGUGAUCUACUUAUUAGGUUUUAGCUAUGAGAUUGUUUUUAGUUUCUUCA